Molecule: messenger RNA, 3371 nt
Organism: Hippocampus comes (tiger tail seahorse)
Lineage: Eukaryota; Metazoa; Chordata; Actinopteri; Syngnathiformes; Syngnathidae
Gene: miga1
Product: mitoguardin 1
Exons: 13
Coding region: 316-2046 (576 amino acids)
Biological process (GO): mitochondrial fusion
Source: RefSeq, a predicted model, not a curated record
GAGGAAAAGUAAAAUAACAGUCCAAAAGUGUUCUUGUGAAAACGACCUUCAGUUUGACUUGCAAUACCAAAUUUCGUCAAGUAGUGGCGCUUAAAUUCAGCGUAAAGCACGACAGAAAGUGGCACGAGCCUUAACCGACGUUAGCCGGGCCGGAGUCCUUUUCACGCGGCUUCACCUACGGAGGUCAGCUGGUCGAUCGGGUGGACUCUUUUUACCUGUCUGCCUGCCUGGCUCCGAAGGCGAAGAAGAAGACUUCCACAUGCUUCGUUCCUGCGGCCGCACAAGGACUGGCGGUGUCAUGACUAGAGCGGCCCAAUGACGCACUACUCCCAGCUAUCGGCCAAGGCCGCUGCCCUGCGCGUCAUCCACCUGCCGCUGGUUGUGUGCGGCUCUGUGGCACAGCUGCAGGUGAGCGCGGGCACCAAGAAGCUGCUUGCCGCCACAGUUUUUGGUACUGUCUCGCUGCUCUUCCUGGCUCGCCACUUUCAGAGGAGGCGAGGCCGCAAGAAGGCCGCAUCGCCGCAAUGGGAUCAAGCCGGCAUCCAGUUCUUCUCCUCGGCAGCACCGGAGGCUGUCCUCGUUUCGGCGGGAGCCCCCAGGGAGCGUUCCGAGAGUCUAGCGUCUAGUGCUGACACGUCCAGCAGCGGUACCUGCGCCAUAGAGUCCAGCUGCUGGGACCGACUGGGCGAUGCUGAGAUCUGUAGCGUGGUCGCCACUCCUGAGAACCUCUACCUCAUGGGCAUGGAUUUGUUCGAAGAGGCGCUUCGGCGGUGGGAAGAGGCGUUGACAUUUAGGAGCAAGCAGACAGAUGACGACUUGGUCUCUUUGAAGAUGGGAGCUGUGGAUGCUGUCGCUGAGGAGAACAUGGAAGAUGUUAUCAGUGCAGAGUUUAUGCACAGGCUGAAGUCGCUGUUGCAGAGGGCUUACCGCUUGCAGGGCGAGUUCGAGGGCGUGUUGGGGGGCACUUCCGAGCCUUCAUCUAAUGGCAGCAGCCAAGGUAGGUUCCUUUCCACCGCGUGCUUAACAAAUGACUAUAUUGUGGACGAGUAUUUGACUUGUCUGUCAGACAUUUUGUCUCAAGAGGAGCUGGACGACGCCUGUCUGAGAGACAGCAUCAGCAUCGCCUCCACUGACUCCUUUGUGUCUGCAGCUGAGUUGUCAGAGCACAAGGAGCUGAGGAGCAUCUCCACGCUGACUUAUCAUCCCUUCUACGAGGAAGCCUUGCAGAUGGCGGAGGAGGGGAAGAUCUCCUGCAGGGUGCUGCGGACGGAGAUGUUGGAGUGCCUUGGCGACGUGGAUUUCCUUGCUAAGUUGCAUUGCGUGCGGCAGGCGUGUCAGCUUAUCCUGUGUGAAAGAACCACGAGGUUGUUUCUGGCUGACACCGGGAAGAAGAUUUUGUCAUCCAUCAUUGUCAAAGCGCAAAAGAGCCCAAAGAGGUUCGAGGAAGUGUUUGAAGAGAUGAUGUGCUUCCUGGAGCAAGCGGAGCACUGGGAGAACACGGCGGUGGAGUUGGCCACACGUGGCGUUAAGCACCUCAACUUUUACGACAUCGUGCUGGACUUCAUCCUAAUGGACUCCUUCGAGGACCUGGAAAACCCGCCAGUCUCCAUCCAGAACGUUGUGAACAACCGCUGGCUCAACAGCUCCUUCAAGGAGACGGCAGUGGCGUCAAGCUGCUGGUCGGUGUUGAAGCAGAAGCGGCAGCACAUGAAGGUUCCAGAUGGCUUCAUCGCCCGCUUCUACACAUUGUGCGAGCAGAUCAGCCCCGUUUUGGCGUGGGGCUUCUUGGGGCCCAAAAGCUCCCUGCACGACUUCUGCUGCUUUUUCAAGGAUCAGGUGGUGCAUUUCCUCAAGGACGUAUUUGACCUAGAGAAGGUUCGGUACUCGUCCGUGGACAGCCUGGCUGAGGACAUGUUGCACCUGUUGCACCGCCGCUCUGAACUGCUGUUGGCCUACCUGGGCGCAGACUCCCUGCGACCCAACGGCUGCAACGCCGCCAUGCUCAACCUCCUGCCCGCAGCUAUCAUGGAGGCUCGCAUGCAGUGAGUGGUUGUUAACAGCAUAUUUCCAAUCAUGCCAUCACUUUAGGACUUUAUUCAUGCUCUGCGUGAUGAUUGGUGCAGCUAUUGUAUCAAAAUAACCACUAGAUGGAGCUUCAGCUCAUUGAGGACACCCAAACCCAACCACCAUCCUGAACCGGGAGUCCCCGAAUUUUUCUUACACCACUCUUCAUUGAACCAGGACCUUUAUUGCUCAAACACCUGUUGUGAAUUUUGCCGUGACGCUCAUUGUUUGAGAACAGCAACUUGUACAAAAAGUAGUGCAACAUUUAACAGUUGGACAUGUGUAUUCCAAAGUUAAGGUCACAUUAAGGUCACCUGUAAAGGUUUGAAUGCAUUUUAGGCUUGUCCUGAAAUCUAACCUGAAAGCCAAAUAUCCCUUUUUGUGAGUAGUGCAAUUUUGUGUCUUAUGUACAAAUAACCUGGUGUAGUUAUCAUGUAUACACAUACACAGUGAAACCUCCAGUGUCACUGUUGUGACAUUGUCUUUUAAGUUGUUUCCAGACCAAUUCUGUCCUCGGAAAUAAUGUGAAUCAUGUUUGAACAAAGCGAAUUGCCAUACUUGGAUAAGUUUUACACUGCAUUAUACAAUUAGAAAGUAAAACUACUCACCAUUGAAGACACUUGUCAGGCAUGGGCAGUGCAAGACUCUCUCAGCUUGUGCAGUGGUGUGUGUAAGAGAGAGAAAAGCAUUUCUUGCACUUUGCUUACCAUCACUGGUACCAAUUUGGUAAUUCAUAAGAAGGGCAGAAAAAGAUUUGUCUUUUCUCGCAGUUUGGUUUAACUCCAAAAAUUGUAGAGUUUUUGGGGUUUUUUAAACUAGAGAUCCUCUGACACAUUUUAGGGGGGGAAAUGUAUCGUCAAUCAGGAGGUAUCCAAUCAUCGGUUCGAGCACACUGAAUACCAAAUAAGCUGCGCUUUAGUUUAAAUCAUUUUAUCACACUUUAAAAUUGAGUUCAAAUUCAAACAAAUUCUUCACAAAAUGCAUGUUAAAAUAUUUAUUUUAAUACACGUACUCGGUAUAGGAUAUUUUUGGAGUCAUUUGUGGCCUGAAUUCAUUGUAUUCAACUAGAGAUGUUCAUUGUACUGUACAUAGAGGAAAUAACUAUUUGAAGGGCAUUUUAAUGUCUGGUGCAAUAGGUUGACUGCAAAAGAGGGCAAUUGAAAGGGUCAAAAUGUCCACCGAGAGUCCAUUUGGGGCUUGUCUUCACUGCGGCACAUAUGUGUUAACUUUGCGCUGUCAAGAAUAAAUAAAUAGGUCCUGGACAACGAGUGAUGUUCGUGAUUUGUAAAUAAAUGUUCCGGAACUUG